This is a messenger RNA of Lactuca virosa, 408 nucleotides long. Lineage: Eukaryota; Viridiplantae; Streptophyta; Magnoliopsida; Asterales; Asteraceae. The record is from the annotation of a GenBank genome assembly.
AUGGCAAGGGCUUGGAGAACCUACAGAUCUCAGUUGCAUGAUUACUUUAAAGGGAUUGGAGGACCAGUAGAUCCAACAAAGGCAAAGACUACACCCCCUCCAAAUAUGGGUAGCAAAUAUGAUUGGGAGUAUCUUUGUGAUAUGUGGUGUGAGCCAAAAUACAUGGAGACUGCAGAAAAGAGGGUUAUGGCUCGUGGAAAGCGUAAAAUGAAUAGUAGAAAUGGUUCAAAAAGUACAAUAUGCUAUCACAUCGAACGUGGACUUGAUUUGGAUUCUUCAAUGGGUCAAAUUGAGACUUGGAGGCUUACACAUUGGGAUGAGAAAAAAGGGUGGAGAUCUACCGAUGCAGCUGCAAAAUAUUUAAGUUUACUUGCUCAUUUUUUAUUUGUACUUAUUAAAACGGAUUAG